Messenger RNA from Vitis riparia (riverbank grape), 1814 nucleotides. Its product is annotated as transcription factor TCP20. NCBI's taxonomy places the organism in Eukaryota, Viridiplantae, Streptophyta, Magnoliopsida, Vitales, Vitaceae. The transcript has 2 exons. Gene Ontology annotation, molecular function: DNA-binding transcription factor activity; sequence-specific DNA binding. The record is from RefSeq and is a predicted model, not a curated record. Gene Ontology annotation, cellular component: nucleus. The coding region runs from base 464 to 1354 and encodes 296 amino acids.
AGAGAGAGAGAGAGAGAGAGUGGGGGGGAAUCCAUGGAAUGUAGGAAUGGUGGGUUUUAAUGCUGGUUUGUGUCUGAAAUGAAAUGAAAUGAAGUGGCGAAUUUGGCAGUUAAAAAGUGGCAUCAAAUCAGGGUAGUCAAAACUAAAAACCUAUCACCCUUCCAGAUACAGUGAAAAUAAAGAAGAGAUGAAUACCGGCUGGAACCUGAGUUAAAUUUUUUUUUUUUCUUUUUUUUCUUUCUUUUUUUUUUUUUUGCUUUUGGGGUAGAACCGUAGAGAGGGAGAGGGGGGAGUGACAUGGGUGCCAUAUUGGGAUUUCAAUAUUUUUUUGUUUUGUCUUUCAUUCCUUGCCAAAAACAGUGAAAACUCAUGAAAGUGUAGGACUUUUCAGGUCACCUUCUUCAAUCAAAGAGGACUGAGAGAGGACCCCCUUUUUUUUCUUUUGUGUGUGCGCGCCCUGUUCAUGGAUCCCAAGGGCUCAAAGCAGCCGCAGGAGGUACCAAACUUCUUGAGCCUACCUCAGCCAAACAUGGGAGAGAACAAGCCAGCUGAAGUGAAGGACUUUCAGAUUGUGAUUGCAGAUAAGGAAGAGGGUAAGAAGCAGUUGGCCCCCAAGAGGAGCUCAAAUAAGGACAGGCACACCAAGGUUGAAGGCAGAGGGAGGAGAAUAAGGAUGCCGGCUCUUUGUGCAGCCAGAAUUUUUCAGUUGACUAGGGAAUUGGGUCACAAAUCUGACGGGGAAACCAUACAGUGGUUGUUGCAGCAGGCCGAGCCGUCCAUAAUAGCGGCCACUGGUACUGGGACAAUACCGGCGUCGGCUUUAGCGGCGGCAGGAGGCUCUGUGUCGCAACAGGGAACUUCUAUAUCAGCAGGAUUGCAUCAAAAGAUUGAUGAAUUGGGGGGGUCCAGUAUUGGGUCAGGGAGUAGUAGGACCAGUUGGGCAAUGGUAGGUGCAAAUUUGGGGAGACCCCAUGUGGCCACAGGGCUAUGGCCCCCAGUCAGUGGUUUUGGGUUUCAGUCAUCAUCUGGACCAUCAACCACCAAUUUGGGGAAUGAAAGUUCCAAUUAUCUGCAAAAAAUUGCCUUCCCUGGGUUUGACUUGCCUGCAACAAAUCUGGGUCCUAUGAGUUUUACUUCAAUUUUGGGUGGGAGUAACCAGCAGCUUCCUGGUUUGGAGCUGGGCCUAUCACAGGAUGGUCAUAUUGGGGUUUUGAACUCACAAGCCUUAAGCCAGAUUUACCAGCAGAUGGGGCAGGCCAGGGUGCACCAGCAACAGCAGCAUCAACAUCAGCAUCAGCAUCAGCAUCAACAGCAACCUCCUGCUAAGGAUGAUUCUCAAGGUUCAGGGCAGUAGAUUUGGAGAAAUCGACUUCAUAAAGGGAGAGGAUUUGGGAAGAACAUCAAAGAAGUAGCAUUGUUGAAAACCUGGGUUUUUUUUGUAAUGGCUUCUGUACUGUAUAAUUGCAAAAAGAAAAAAAAAAGUGAGGAAAGUGAUACCUGAGAGAAUUCAAUAGGGACUGGAUUUGGUUUGCCCCUUUCUUUUUCUCCACAGAUUCAUCCAAGUCUCCAAAUACAGGUGGAACUGUGAAAGGACAAAUAGCUUGGGUUUGGGCUUAACUUCUUGUGUAAUUCAGAGGUGUGUUGAUUAUAGUGUAAGGCAUCCUUAAUUAUUCUCUUCUUCUUAGGUCUUGAUGGAGUGAUAUUCAGCUUGUUUGUGAAAAUAAACGUAGAGUUCCAUAGUCAUACUUCAAUUUUCAGGUAGAUCUUGUAAUGGUUCUUUGUUAUCUAUGAUAUUUUUGAGUUUUGCACGGGAA